This is a messenger RNA of Zygotorulaspora mrakii, 2409 nucleotides long. RefSeq lists its product as uncharacterized. The transcript has a single exon. Bases 1 to 2409 code for a protein of 802 amino acids. The record is from RefSeq and is a predicted model, not a curated record. Gene Ontology annotation, molecular function: protein binding. NCBI's taxonomy places the organism in Eukaryota, Fungi, Ascomycota, Saccharomycetes, Saccharomycetales, Saccharomycetaceae.
AUGAAUUUUCAAUCAUCAUACCAGGACCCUUUGGAGUCGAUGAGCUACCAAUUGCAGAAUAUGGCGUUCGAAAGAGGCGUGAGUGGUGCCCACAGUGGGGCGAAAGUUAGUGCGAACGGCGGUGUCAGUCAGCCUCUGAGCAGAACAGGAUCCUCUUUGGUGGACUCAAUGGCUGCCCAGAGAUCUUCAUCGCCCUUUGUGGCGCACUCGCAAGUUCCAGGGCAGAUUUUGGGCCAAGCUUCAGGCGGGAUUCCGCAGGCCCGGGAGAGCGUUGGAGUUGGAUCUGUCGGUAUCGCUGGUGGCUUUCAGGGCCAGGGUGCGAUUCUCGGCGGCGCGAGUGGACCUCCGAACGGCUGGACUCAAAGUGCGAAUGGCUCUUCUGUGAGCUCACCUUACACAUCGCAACUGGGCCAAACAAACUUGUACACAGGCGGCUCACCACACUUCCAAAACUUGCCUAUGCCGGCAGGUAUGCCGCAAUCUUCUCAACCCGUCAUUAUAGAGUCGCAAUGGAAGUAUUUUGACACUCAGGGACAGAUCCAAGGUCCGUUUAGUUCAAAUGCGAUGUCUCAAUGGUAUGCUUCAGGCUAUUUCCAGCCUUCUUUGCAAAUAGCCAGACAGGGGCCGACGCCGGAACCUUUUGGAAUCAACGAUCGAUUUAUCAUGUUAGCGGAGCUGAUCUCUAGAGUCAACGAUUUUCAUGAUCCGUUUCUGAGUUUUGAUCGGAUUAUAUCAUCGAAUAGCAUGUACAAUUUGGGUGCAUCGCUCGUGGGUCAUCAUAACGCAGCCAGUACACUGCAGUCCAGCAUACAGCCCAAUCACUCUUCUGCUGUGGCAAAUGUUGAGAGUGACGAUUUUACUCAUGAUGAAAUUUUGCAACUGAAGGAUAAGGAUGGUGGAUAUUAUCACGAAGUGCUUGUGCAAAUUCCAGCAAGCAGAAAGAAUGAACAAAAGCUAGACCAAAAUGUUGAAGUUGAUACUUCAGUAGUAUUCAUCAAUGAAGGGAUAACAGAAAUACCAAGAAAGGAAAAAAUGCUGGAAGCUUCCACCUCUCAAGUGGAUGCAACAUCCUCAGAGAUGAAGCAAAAUUCAACCAUUGAAAGUUCAGAAAAAAUAGCGGAUAAAAAUAAGCAGAAAGCAACUUCUAGAGCAAAGGUAGUCGUAUCAGAUGCAAAAGAUAUCAAUUCAAGACGUCAACAAAAGGCUGAGGAAAUGGCAAGAAAGUUAGUUGAAGAACAGGAAAAGCAAGAAAGAGAGCAAAAUAGAAAGGAGGAACUUCGUAAACUCAAGAAGCAGCAAAAGCAAAAGACAAAAGAGUCUGAUGAAAAUUCAGUGAAGAACAAGUCGAAAACGACUACAGAAUCUAUGAGCACUGCUACAACUGUCUCUUCGAAGAGUUCACCCGAGGAGUCACAAAAGGGAGCAUCCGUUAUUACUGCACCAGUGGCACCUUGGGCACAUAAAGCGGAAAAUGCAGAUACAACAAAAAUCUCCAUUCCCGAGUUGCAGAAGAAAGAAGAAAUUGAACAAGCAAGAAGAAAUCAAGAGCGUGAAUUGAAAGAAAGAGCUGUCGCUCUCAAAAUACAGGAUGAUAUAUUGAAACAGGAGAAGGCAGAUAAUGAACUAAAAUCGAAGCUAACAUGGGCAAACAAACCUGCACCACCAGCUGUUACUAUCGAUAUAAAAGCUCAAUCAAAAAGAAAAGCAGAAUUAGAAUCAGCCAAUAAAAUCAAAAGCUUGGCUACAGCCAAUUCUAAUUCCAGCGCACUUAAUGAACUAAAUGAUCCCAAUUUUAUCAAGCAGCAAAAAAAGUUAUGGGAGGAAGCUCAGCGGUCCAAUUCAAAACCAACAACAAGCAAUCCAAGUUCUUCCAGCAAUAAAAUGUGGACUACCGUUCCAUCAAAAUCAUCGAAUAAUAACACUAAUCGCGAGGCAAAAAUCACCAAUCAACCCAAGUCAUAUAUCAGUCCAGACAAACUGAGGGCCGUUAGUGUAACUUCAAAUAAACAAAUUGGGUCAUCUACCAGCAUUCCAAGUUUAAAAUCUAAAUACUCGACUCCUAUGGCUUACCCUGGUAACUCGUCCAUUGCUUUGCGCCAAGAAUUCCUAAGAUGGUGCAAAUCACAAAUGAAACUCAGUCCUAACGUCUCUUCGACCAGUGUUUUGGAAGUUUUACUAAGUCUUCCAGCUGGACCGGAUGCUAAAGAGAUUAUCGCUGACACUAUAUAUUCGAAUAGCAGUACUAUGGAUGGAAGAAGAUUUGCACUAGAGUUUAUCAAAAAACGUAUUGAGUGUGAAAAGCAAAUCAAAGAUCCACUGACUUGGAGUGAAGCUUUGGCUUUACCGGAGGGUGAGCAAGACGAUUGGGAAUUUCAAAUUGUUAGUAAAAAGAAAGGUAGAAAACACUGA